GGAGAACUGAAGUCUUGGGUCCUGACUUCUUCUCCCGGUGCCGUACACUCCACACAGUAGCCUACGCAGCAGAAGAGGAUAUGGAGCAGUGAUGUACCGGGAGACCAGGAGAAUAAUAACACUUCUUUUUCAAAACGGAAUAAAUGCCAGUAUUUAAGUGACAGUUACAGGGUUCCUCUUGCAAGUUUAAAAUACUUCAAACGCAGAUGCUAGCAUGCAGGAAAUGCCAGACUAAUUCUCAGAGUAGUUCAAUCACCCCUCACGCCUCUAGAGAGUUCUGUCUUCAGUUGAAUAUUGCGCGUCUGACGGGAAGGGCCGAAGAAUACCAGCUCCAGCCGCCGUGGAAACUGAUUAUUCCAAUAUGCUCCGGCAAAUGCAAUAUUUGAAAUUAACGACAGCACUCGUGUUGCUACCGUGUGUGUUGUCAUUUAACGUGGAUGACAAGAAUGGGGAGACUUUCAAUGGUCCGCUGGAGGACAUGUUUGGAUACUCAGUCCAGCAGUUUGAGAACAGUGAGGGGAAGUGGGUGCUGAUUGGUUCUCCCCUGGCCGGCCAGCCAGCCAAACGGACUGGAGAUGUCUACAAAUGCCGUGUGGGUCAAGGAUCAAACCCUAGAUGUAUCAAACUGGAGCUGCCUGAAAACACAACAAUUCCUAACUUACACGAAGUCAAGGAAAACAUGACCAUGGGAACGACGUUGGUUACCAACCCUCAAGGAGGCUUUCUGGCCUGUGGUCCACAGUACGGCUACAUGUGUGGUCAGCAGACAUACAUCUCUGGGGUCUGUACCAAUGUCAGCUCAACCUUCCAGGUGCUCAACUCCAUCGCCCCGGCUGUGCAAGAGUGUGCCAAAGAGCUUGACAUUGUCAUGGUUCUUGACGGCUCCAACAGUAUCUGGCCCUGGACCAGCAUCAUUGAUUUCCUGGUCAAGUUUCUGAAGAAUAUCGAAAUUGGAGCUAAACUGUCCCAGGUGGGCAUUGUGUCGUAUGGAGAGAAAGUCACUCACAAUGUCAACCUCAGCCAGUUUGAUACCACUCAAUCCCUCCUGGCCAAAGUGGCGAAACUUCCCCAGCAAACAGGUUUCAAGACUAUGACCGCCCUGGGAAUUGACACUGCAAGGAAAGAGGCCUUCACUGUGGAGCGAGGGGCGCGGCCGGGUGUCAAGAAGGUCAUGAUAAUUGUGACGGACGGAGAGUCACAUGACUUUUAUAACCUCGACAAGGUCAUCAAAGAAUGUGAGGAGGACGAUAUCGAGAGGUUCGGUAUCGCUGUGCUUGGUGAUUACAACAGGAACAACAGAAGCAUCAAGGAGGUGAAGAAAUUCAUUGAGGAGAUCCAGUCGAUCUCCAGCAAUCCUGUGGGAGAUCACUUCUUCAACGUGUCGGAUGAGUUUGCCUUGCUGAACAUCGUAGACGCUCUGGGCAGCAGGAUCUUUGCCUUGGAGGCAACGUCAGGUAACUACACCUCGUCUUUUGAGAUGGAGAUGUCCCAGGCUGGAUUUAGUGCCCACACCUCUAAAGAGGGUGUGAUGCUGGGUGCUGUGGGGGCGUAUGAGUGGAACGGGACAGUAGUGAUGCAUACCAACCGGGGUACCGUGGUUCCUCUAAACGCAGACUUCCAAGACCCCCUGGAUGAAAGGAAGGAGAGCCUGGCGGAGUAUGUGGGUUAUGCCGUACAGUCAGCAUCAACCCCUAAUGGUGAAUUAUACAUCACAGGAGCACCGCGGUACAACCACACAGGCAGAGUCAUCGUCUACAAACUGGAUGGGGAAAUCAUCACAGUCACACAAGUACUGAAAGGAGAGCAGAUUGGCUCCUACUUUGGCAGCGUGCUCCAGACAGUGGAUGUUGACCAGGACUCCUACACAGACAUCCUGCUGGUGGGAGCUCCUAUGUUCAUGGGCCCAGAGAGGGAGGAACAGGGACAGGUGUAUGUCUACAAACUCAAUGAGAAGGGCCUAUUUGAGCACCAGACCACGCUGAAGCCAGACAACCAGGCGUGUUGUACCUCGGCCCACUCCAACGGUUGCACCAUCGUCAACACCAACGGCCCGUGUGGCGCCCGUUUCGGCACCGCCAUCGCAGAGGUCAGUGACCUAGACCUGGACGGGAACCGGGACGUGGCCAUCGGGGCGCCACUGGAGAACGACCACAAAGGGGCAGUCUACGUCUACCAUGGAGCCAAGAAGACCAUCAAGGAAAAAUAUGUGCAGCGUAUCCCAGGCCCUGGAGACGGGGUGAAGACUAAGUUCUUUGGCCAGUCGAUCCACGGAGUCAUGGAUCUGAAUGGAGACGGAAUUAUAGACAUUACCAUCGGAGGGCUGGGAGGGGCUUCUCUGUUCUGGUCCAAGGAUGUUGCUGAGCUUUAUGCCAACAUGACCUUUGACCCAAACAAGAUCAACCUACAGCAGCCCUCUGAAGACUGUGUGCUGGGUGAGAGAGCCACCGUGUGUGUGAAGACCAGGGUCUGCUUUAGCUACAGUGUCAAGUCUGAGAAGGACCACACUAACUUGGGCACAGCCAUUAAGUACAACCUGACUCUGGACUCUCUGAGGGCAAAGUCGAGGGCAGCGUUUGUCAACCCUGACGAGAAGAGUGAGAGGAAGGUCCAAGUCACCGCCAACAUCAUAGAUGCUCUGUGUCUGGAACAUUCCUUUGCCAUGAAGGCUAAUCUGGACUUCAGAGACCCCAUCAUGAUCUCCCUCGAGUUUGGUCUGGCUGAGGACACAGGCCCCGUCCUGGAUGGAGACUUACCAACGUCACUCAAUAAAACGAUUCCUUUGGUGGACUGUGGGAGCGACGACAAGUGCAUAGCUGACCUAUCCCUGAAGGCUGUGCCAAGUAUACAAAGUCUUGUGAUCAAAGCCAACAAGGAAAAGUUCCAUGUGCUCAUUACCAUCAGAAACAGUCAAGACAACGCCUACAAUACCAAAGUCAUGCUCAGCUUUACUGAAAACAUAAACUACGUCAAAGUCAAGGCCAAUGACAAAGUCUGCAGUCUGAAUAAUACCAAAGUUGAGUGUGCUGUGGGAUAUCCAUUCCUCAAAAGCAACGUAGAGGAGGUGUUUGAGAUCCUGUUUGAAGUCAACCCUGCACACGUCUGGAAAGAGAUUCAGAUCAACGUAACUGCAACCAGUGACAGUGAGGAAUUGAAGACCACCCUCCAUGACAACUCUGUGAGAAUCUCCAUCCCUGUGAAGUACGAGGCUGGACUCAGAUUCACUGCUGACAGGCAUAUGAAGGAGGACCACAUCAUAGUGAAAGAGGGAGAGCAGUACCCCAGCAUCUUCAACCACACCAGUGUGAUAGGAGAAGAGGUCAAGAUCAUCUAUACGGUUAAAAGGGAUGUGAAUAUGGAGACUCCUCCUCUAAAGCUGAGGGUGAUGUACCCGUACCUAUCACCUAGAGAGAACAUCCUGCUAUACCUGACACAUGUCACCUCCUCACAGGAUGUGAGAUGUCACAUCAGGGACCUGAUUAACCCUUUAAAGAUCAACAACAACAACACGCACACCAUCAAUCCUAAAAAAGAGACCCUCAGUGUCUUCCUGGUGGGCUGUAAGGACCACCCGUGUAAGUCAUUUAUCUGCUCCAUCCCUCACGUCAACAACAGCCAGGUCAAUGUUACCUUCAGGGUGUGGAAGCCCACCUUUAUCAAAGCAGAGUUCUCCAGCCUUCAUAUGAUUGUUAAUGCCACUCUGGAGAACCUGAACACUGAUCUCUUCGUGUUGAGUGCCACCAAUUACGCCAGAGAUGUGAAGAUCCAGGUCUCUAAAGAGGCUUUGGGAGGUAUACCACUGUGGAUCAUUAUAGUCAGUAUCCUCAUAGGACUGCUGAUUCUGGCACUGGUCAUCUUCGCUCUAUGGAAGGCUGGAUUUUUCAAGAGAAAAUCCAUAGAGGACAUGGAGAACGAGGACAUGAAGGAUUAAUGCUUCCACCACCAUACAGAUCUGUCUGUGCCCCACUGUCUUCAGGUCUGUCUUCAGGUCUGUCUUCAGGUCUGUCUUCAGGUCUGUCUUCAGGUCUGUCUUCAGGUCUGUCUUCAGGUCUGUCUUCAGGUCUGUCUUCAGGUCUGUCUUCAGGUCUGUCUUCAGGUCUGUCUUCAGGUCUGUCUUCAGGUCAGUUAGAAGGAAAUACCCCAUCAACCAAUUCGCCUGAACACCAUCAGGUUAGAAGAAAAACCAGUCUAUUUAUGGCUAUUCAACAACCAUUCACCUGAAUGUGAUGUGGCCCAUCUACCAGCCUUAAAAACCUGGUCUGGUUCAGUGGAUACAGAGGCCUGGGGAAACAUUGAACUUGUACAGUACACUUUGUUCUUCCAUCUAGUCAUUGUGGGUACCAAGACCUGGACCUAAAAGACCUAAGCUAGAAGGGAAAUCAGAAGACCGUAAGGAUAAUGGCACCCUGAACCAGACCUGAUCAUAUGCAGCCACACCAGCUUUAUACAACAGGACAAAACGUUCUCAGGUUCACUUACAGCAUCAACAUCCCAAAGACACUAAAAACACCUCAGAUUACAGUAUGGCAUUACACCAAUGUUGUCCAAAUGUCCAAGGCACUCUGCAAUGGACUAGAAUUCUGUGUUAUAGUUUUUGACAUUUUUUACUAAUAUACUGUAAAUCUAUACCAUGUACUGUAUUUCUUUUUGUUUGGUAUAUUUUGAUACGUGUUAUUACCUAUAUUUUGACACAUUCAUCGUCUUCUAAGCAUAAUGUUUGCUUUUUGGAACACUGAUAUUUUCACAUGAGUGUUUUUCUAGUCUUACAAGCGCAAUCUGUAAAUUUGAUUUUUUUUUUAAACAAAAGUGUUCCCUUGAAUAUUGAAGGGGUCUAUGCAAAUAUACCCUCUCCAAAUAUAUAUAUUCAGUAUAAAAGAAGAGUAGGAAUUUGCUAUUGACAUAAAUACAACGGUUUUAAACUAGUUUUUGUUUAAUUUUGCUCCCACAUUACAGAUUGCUCCUUUACAGUAAUAGGAAAACCUUUGAUUGUCCUGGAAAUGUAAUGUAAAGCUUGUACAUAAAGUUAUGUUUGCAAUAAUUCCUAUAAUUUAAGAUCAAGUUAAGUCCAGCAUGUAUCACCAAGGCCCUAUAUAUCAGUAAUAGAGAUCAAAUAAGUAAUUUGCUCCUACAUUUCUCAGGUAUUACUUAUGAUAGUAUGUUGAUAGUAUGGGGAUAGUAUGGGAAUAGUAUGGUGAUAGUAUGGUGAUAGUAAGUGGAUAAUUUGAUGAUAGAAUGAUGAUAGUAUGGGGAUAGUAUGGCGAUAGUAUGGUGAUAGUAUGGUGAUAGUAAGUGGAUAAUUUGAUGAUAGAAUGAUGAUAGUAUGGGGAUAGUAUGGGAAUAGUAUGGUGAUAGUAUGGUGAUAGUAUGGGGAUAGUAAGUGGAUAAUUUGAUGAUAGAAUGAUGAUAGUAUAGGGAUAGUAUGGCGAUAGUAUGGUGAUAGUAUGAAUUUUAUAAAACAAACAAAUGUAGUAUUUUUAAGUAAAAUACUAUUUUAAAAAUAUGUAAAUAUUGGUAAAAAUUUAAAUGUUUGAUACAUGUGUAUUGGAACUCGAUGCAUUUUGCAUCCAUUCGCUAAGAUGUUGUUGUUUUUUUUCUUCGUUUCUGUCUUUUGUUUUGGGGCGAGGGUGAUUUCUCUGAGGAAGCCUACAGUCACAUAGAGCAAUCCAAAAAGGAUCUCAGCGGAGUGUAACUUGAUUCCUGAUGUUCAAACCUGUCAGUACCACAAAACAAAGAGAUGUUUGUCUCAGAGAAGGUCAAACUCUGGAAACUAGGCCAUUGAACGUUACACACAGGGGGUGAUUUGGUCUGAUGCAUAUGAACACCAGGUUAUGCCUAAAGCCCUGUAGUCUAUAUAUGGCCGGAACGUUAGCGACUGUCGUGAUUGUGGGUAGAAAUGUUUGAUUCGUGCAUCGUUUCCUCUUUCUCUCCGCCUACAUUCCUCUGCAUAUUUACAUAUUUUACACAGGCAGUCCGGUGUAACCCCUGACUUUUUAUUGUAUAUAAGAGACACUCAUCAGCUCACCCAUUACUGUUGAAAGCACAUGUAAUAAAUGAAUAAAUAUCUGUAAAAUGUGUACGAUAAUCUUAUAACGGGGAUCCUCCAUACUGUCCCCUGCUGGGGAGUUUAUUUGUCACAGCAGCAGUGAUAGAGUCAGCUGAUCAAGGCUUUGAAGAUUUAAUUACUGAUUAGUUCAAUUGGAACCCAGAACCAAAUAUUGUGUGCUGACCAGCUACGCAACUUGACAUGUAUUAUAAUUUAUGUUCAUGUGUUAAAAGUCUGUCACAGGAUGUUGUUUGUUGUAUCAGGUGUGAUGGCACAUGUGGGACAAAAACCUACUGUACUUUGACUCUCCAGGAGCAGGUUUGAGGAUGAGAGAGAGCGAGAGACCGGUGAGGGUGACUGGAGAGAGAGAGAGGGUUAGGGACUGCUUCAGACUGAUGUACUCCAGUCAUACACACUGCUGUGAACUGUUAGUUUAAUACACUGGUUUGUCAUACUGUAUGUACUCUGAUCAGCACAGAUUUGAAAGCAUUGCACAAGCUGUCAAGGAUCUUAUGCCAAAAAAUAAAUAAAUAAAAAUGGUUUUAAAUUAA
Molecule: messenger RNA, 6591 nt
Organism: Oncorhynchus masou masou (cherry salmon)
Lineage: Eukaryota; Metazoa; Chordata; Actinopteri; Salmoniformes; Salmonidae
Gene: itga1
Product: integrin, alpha 1
Exons: 30
Coding region: 362-3928 (1188 amino acids)
Biological process (GO): integrin-mediated signaling pathway; cell-cell adhesion; cell-matrix adhesion
Cellular component (GO): integrin complex; external side of plasma membrane
Molecular function (GO): integrin binding
Source: RefSeq, a predicted model, not a curated record